CAGCAGUCUUUCGUAUCAGCUGACAAGCAAAGCAAAAACAGUCGGUGCGCGACCAUCUUGUCAAAACUGGAGUCGGUGACAACAAAUAAAUAUUGUAAAAUGUCUUAAAUCGCUCGUUAUUAAACAAAGUAAACUUUGUUUUUAAUAAAGUAUAGUGUUUAUUUCGUGUUGGUGUUAUUUUUAACGCGGUUGCUAUACAUUUUGCUCAAUAAUUUCGGGUUUAUGUUGCGUCAAAUGACGUCAUGUAUGUGAUUAUUAUACACGUAUCGCGACUGACGAGUUCGUGAACAAUGCAUGAGCAGGACGGCGACGGGGAGCCGGCGCACCACGCGCGGCGGCCGAUGAACGCGUUUCUCAUCUUCUGCAAACGACACAGGAGCGUCGUGCGCGACAAGUAUCCUAACCUCGAAAAUAGGUCCAUUACCAAAAUUCUUGGAGAAUGGUGGGCUAACUUGGACAAAGAAGACAAAGCUUGCUAUACAGGUCUUGCUAAACAGUACAAAGACGCCUUCCUCAGUGCCAACCCCGACUUCAAAUGGUACAAGUUACCCGCACCGCCUCUCCGUACACUUUCCUCCCGACCAAGAGAACCGACUGAAAAACCAAACGAGUUCCCCAAUAUCGCCUACCAUGAAACAGAACUCGAAAAAACCAACAACAAUUCCACUAAAGUUGACCUCAAUAAAAAGCCAAAUGAAGUCGUGCCCGAAGACGAUCAGAAACGAUUGUCAAUGUUCACGCCUGGCAAACUGGCAGAUGAAGCCCAUAUGGGGGGCUUAAGUAGCCUCCUGGCAACGAAGACUGAAACUCAAACUCCAAAUCCAUACUAUUCACCUCCAAACUUUAAAUACAAUGCGAUCUCAACCUCAAACGACUACAGAUCUCAAAGCAUAUUGGAGACGUCCAAAACAAAAGGUCUUUCCAGAGAGGAAAAUAUACGGGAACUACAAAAUGCUCUUACUGAAACCAGUAAGAUAUUUGAAGAAGAGUUUGAUGAUGGAACUGGUAAAGUACAUAGGUAUGGACAUGGUGUUUCAAAUGAUCAAUUCACCAAUCAAGAUGUGAUAGACCAAAUAGUUGAUAAGAGAUACUCUAAGGAUGAUGAUAAUUACAUGAAAAACUGGUCAGACGACGAGAAGAAUUCGAGAGCUGGCAGGUCAUGUAAGGGAAAAAGGUACCAAGAGUUCAUGGCUGUUGGGGGACUGAUAGUUAAUAAGAGGCAGAAACGAGACCACUAUGAUAAAAUGCCAGACGAGGAAUAUAACGCAUCUUGUAGUUGGGAAUCCAACAAUUCACAUGGCGAAGAAUCUGCGGUGGCCGAAGAACCUGUGCAAGACAGUUCAGUGAACGACACGUCGAAUGAAAACGAAAUAAAACACGAGACACCAGACACAUCCGAACCAGACAAUAACACAAACAAAACAUUCAAGGCUGCCGACUUCGAUUUAGAUGCUAAAAUUAGAGCCUUACCGUCUCUCAGUCUAGAAAAAUUCCAACAGAAGAAGAGAGAAAAUAAACGCAAAAAGAAAUCAGCUGGUCUGAAAUCUAAGAAUGUCGAGCCAGUGGACCGAAUUAUAAAUGCAGUCCCUAGAUCGUUUUUGGAUGAUAGGCGAGAAAUGGUAGAAAGCUGGCGGGAGCACGUGAUCGGUAGUCAGAAACGAAAACCGAGGAAAGUGAGCAUCACUAGGCUCGAUUUUAACAGUAUGGCGGCUAGCAUGGAAAUGAAAGAAUCGCAUAAAAUAAGCCCCGAAAUCAAAUUAGCUACCGAAGCGCCUUGCACCGUUCUUCAGAGUAUGGAGUUAUGUAAACAGCCGCCACACAGUCACGUAGAUUUACUGGCUCUGGCGACUUUAGCCGAAGUGGCUGCGAACAAGUCCAAAAUAGAGGAGUCCUCGAUGAUCGACACGAUGACCGCCAAAGCGAGCGAAGAAAACGCUUCCAUGGUAUGAGAUACCAAUUAGCCUUAAAAAGAUUCCAAAAAUUAUUUACUUUAUAAUCAGAUAUUUAUAUAUAUUAUAGAUCUACUUUUACAUAUGUAGUAUGCAUAAAGAUUAAUAUUAUAUUGUACACUUAAUGUAAUUUUUAUAACAUAGAGAUAGAUUUUAUUUAUACGAAAAUAGAGACCUAUGUAUACUUGUUUCAGUUAGUUGGUCUUAGGCCAUUCAUUCUGCUUUGUUAGGAUUAGAACAUACGGUGAUAGUUUUUAACAUCACAUAAAUAAAAGCAAGGCAUAAUGUAUUAUGUAAAUUUUAUGUGUUUAAAAUAAAACUUAAUUAAACACGUUUCAGAUUAAUAAUUUAAUGACCUAUUUACAUAAUGUUGGUCAUUACGUGUGUAUUUUUAAAACAUGUAAUUGCAAUUAACAUCACAUGGUAAAUAUCAAAUGCCAAACACAAGUCAUAAUUUAUGUAUAAUGUAAACCUCAUUUUGUAUAAUUAGAUUAUUUGAAUCGCCUUAAAACUUAGAUUGUAAAUAAGGACUAAGACACCACGUGCAUAGACUGCAUUGCAUUUUUACGGUGGUUUGUUACGUUCAUUGCAUAUUGUAUUGUGCAAUUUAUAAUUUGUAUAUAUUUUUAUAUUCAUGUGUGACAUUAGUCACUUUUGUGCAUUAUAUAUGAUGUCCACACUGAGCCACAUGAGGAUUUGCGGUAGAAGCAGUAGUGCCAACGAGGCGCUUACUGAUCUUUACGUACGAAUUUACAAUGAUUAAAAUCAACCUAGAAUUGUUCGUUUGCGAACAUUACGAUUGAAAUUAUAUUUAAAAAAGAGAAUAAAGUAGGUAUUUACAAAAAUAAAUCAUAAAUUGUGAGUAAAACUCGCACUUCUUUGUGAUAAACAAUAUCUAUUUUAUAUUCAUAGUAAAGUUUUCUAUCAUUUGAAAAGUCGCUUUCAAUAUCAUUCAUUGUAAUUCUCUCAUUCAUAUACUCGCGUCUUUGUCUAUCAAUCCUCUAGGAUACUCUAGGCACCUUUAGUGUACUGGUCGUAUAAUAAGAAAAAGAUGGGCAGUAUAUCGGCUCAAUAGUUCAAAAUUAAGGGAAAAAAACAAGUCUUCUUACCAAAAUAAAACAUAAAAUAUUGUUAAAAGUACAGAAAUAUAACAGUAUAUGGUCCUUAAUAAAUGUUAGCUGUUAUUUCUAAGAUACGAAUAGAAAAACCUUGUCCCUAUUAGGUACCUGAAGUUUAUCGAAAUUUGCGUAAAUUCGCUUAAUGUUUUAAUCGUUUCGGAGUUUAUUUUAUUAAUAUUUAAGUUGCGCACCAUUGUCAAUAUGUUUUUAUCAUUACUUUUCAGAACAGUGUUUCUCAAAUAUUGUUUUUAUAUUUAUUUGUAAUGGUUUUUAAGGAUUUCUGUGAUUUUAUUCUAUCUCCUAAAUAUGUUUAUGGUUUGAUGCUUUCGUUGCAGGUCUAGUCUAGAAUAUAGUGUUUAAAUGAUCAAGUACCUAUUAAAUUUGAAAAGUGCACUUAUAUUUUUUAAAUUACAAACGAUGACAUAAGCCAUAAUGUGACACGCUCAUCCAAAGACCAAAUGUAUUUAGAAUAGUAAAGCUAGGUUGUAGAUAUAUUUGUAAUAUUUAAGAGAAAUAUUAUGUAUAUCUAAAGUAUAUGUUAUAUUCUAACAACUGGCUAAUAUUUUUGCAUUCCAAAUGUCAAAAUUAAAAAAUAUGAAUAAUUUGUUUCUUUUUAUACAAAUAUGUUGCGUUUCGUUUUAAACUAAUAGCAUACUCUUAUAGCUUAUAAACUAUUGUUAAUUUUAUAAAAAUAUUUAUUGGUUGUUACGUUUUCAUUAAUAAUUGAGCUUAACGGUUCCUAAAUCAAUUAAUUACUGAGCUAUAUUGGGCUUACCAAUACAAAUAGAAUAAUAUCAAUUACAUACUUCAAAAUAUUGAUUUAUCAAUAUAAAAGCCUUAAUUUUUGGAAAUUAGAUUAAGGUAAAUUUGAAAUGGGGCCAGUAUGUGCAGAGGGAUUAUGAAGUAAGCAAACAAAAAUGUAAGCACAUGGUUGAGCCUUUGGAAUGGAAAUGGAUUCUAUUUGGUUUCGCCAUGUGGAAUAUUCAAUUUUAUACUCAUUAAAACCGGUAAAAUCCAUUUCUUAUGAAUAAUGGUGCUGGAAGAUCUGUAUAUUGUAAGAAAUUAAAUCCAUUGCUAAUGUUACUCUUUAAAGUAAUGGACGUUAGUCAGCGUAGGUAAAGUAUAAUAAAUAAUUGUAAGCCAUCUGUUCGGAUUGUUAAAUGGAAUAUUUACAAUUGCUUGCAAAGCAAUCCGACGUCAAAAUUGUUUCGUUCGAUAAGGUAAAUCUUUGCGUUUGAGAAACACUGGUCUAGGAUAUUUAUAAGUUAGGGCGUAAUAAGUCGGCACCCAAAGUGUACCCAUUUGGUUCCAAAGUAUAUUGUUGAAUGUUUUGUUACAUACGAGCGCGGUUCAAUCUAUAUCCUUUUAUGGUAGAAAUAAAGUUUAUUCAUUAACAAA
Messenger RNA from Amyelois transitella, 4465 nucleotides. RefSeq names its product HMG box transcription factor BBX (gene bbx). Gene Ontology annotation, molecular function: RNA polymerase II transcription regulatory region sequence-specific DNA binding; DNA-binding transcription factor activity, RNA polymerase II-specific. The record is from RefSeq and is a predicted model, not a curated record. NCBI's taxonomy places the organism in Eukaryota, Metazoa, Arthropoda, Insecta, Lepidoptera, Pyralidae. The transcript has 4 exons. The coding region runs from base 291 to 1949 and encodes 552 amino acids. Gene Ontology annotation, cellular component: nucleus. Gene Ontology annotation, biological process: regulation of transcription by RNA polymerase II.